Phalacrocorax carbo (great cormorant) is the source of this 940-nucleotide messenger RNA. The record is from RefSeq and is a predicted model, not a curated record. NCBI's taxonomy places the organism in Eukaryota, Metazoa, Chordata, Aves, Suliformes, Phalacrocoracidae.
GCCACAGGCCGUGCAGCCGCAAUCGCGUCCCCCGGCAACGCUGCACGGCCCGCGGGGUCCGGGGGCCGCCCCACGGCACCGCCACCGCCGUGUCCCGCGGGGGCCCGCGGCGCCGGGCCGCGGGCGGAGGGGCUGCGCCGCAUGGCAGCGAUGCCCUCCUCCGAGGCCGUUCUGCAGCCAUCCCCCAGCAAGAGGCAGAAGAGCUCGGUGUCCGGGGACCCCACCGCACGGCUCCGCUUCACCAAGCUCUCCGAGAACGCCUCCACCCCCUCCAGAGGUUCCCCUCGGGCUGCGGGCUACGACCUACACAGUGCCUAUGACUGUGUGAUACCCCCCAUGGAAAAGGCUGUAGUGAAGACAGACAUUCAAAUUGCACUUCCUUCUGGAUGCUAUGGUCGAGUUGCACCGCGUUCUGGUUUAGCUGCAAAGCACUUCAUAGAUGUUGGUGCUGGUGUUAUUGAUGAGGAUUACAGGGGAAACGUUGGUGUGGUACUCUUCAACUUUGGCAAGGAGAAUUUUGAAGUUAAGAAAGGGGAUAGGAUUGCCCAGCUCAUCUGUGAACGCAUUUGCUAUCCUGAACUAGAAGAAGUUCAAGCUCUAGAUGAUACAGAACGUGGCGAAGGUGGCUUUGGUUCUACAGGAAAGAACUGAACUUUAUUUGAAUGUACUUUCUAUACUUUUUUUGUUACGCUAUUUCUAAGUUUUCAUUUGCAUUAAAAGAGGGAUUUUGGAGUACAUAAAAAACUUGUUUUAUUGAGGCUUCUCUGUAUCUGUCCUCCUGUAUUUUUACAGGCAGUGAAUUCAUCUGCAUUAUGGGCAAAUGUGCCUGACUGACUGGAUGGAGUAGCUGGUGGAUUGUUUUUCUUUAUAUGUUCAGUCCACAGUAAUAAGAACUCAUUGUUUCUGUGCUGAUUGUACUCAAAUAAAUUUAAAAAAAUAA